CAAAUUCGAACGGCGCAGUCAGUGUCUGAGUCGAUAGGAGGUAUUUCACGGUGGGAUUUCUUUUUCUCCCCACUCUCUCCUGACUGAGGCUUUUUACUCCGAGUAUGGCAGCUGUUACUCCAAGAAAAAGAAAACGCUGUUACAAUAGUUUACAGCUGGUAAAUGAGACUCCAGUGAAAAGACUGAGGAUGGAAUUCACUGAAGAAGCAUCUCCAACAAAAAAACCUAGUUUCCAAGAUAAAGAAAGCCAGCACUUUCUUGAAAAGUCAACCAGCUUGGAGAAACUUAAUACUUCACCACUGCAGACAGCAGAUGUACCAAAAGUAAAAUCAAAUGCAUUCCCACAGAGAAUAUCUCCGGUGUCUGGCACUAUAUAUAAUUCCACUGUGCCAAUCAAUUCCUUUUACAGUAAAGGAAAUAUAUUUCAAAGUAUAUUGGAAAGAAAACAAGCAAAGGAGUGUCAUAUAAAUUCCAGAAACGAUUACGCAAGUUUACCUAUUGCUAACAAGACAGAAGUGGUACAGGCCAAGAUGCAACAUCUUAAAACUUCCGAGCACUUAGCUAUUUCCAAACAGGCCAAGACCUUAUCAAGAAAUACCAAAAAAGCUAAAAUGGAAAUUGCUGUCCCUAAGCCUAGGGGGAAGGAGAAUAAAAAUUAUGCUGUAGAAAAGAAAAUAGAAGGUCCUUCCAGAGUUCUAACCAUGAAGUUCAAACCUAUGUUAAGACUCCAGACAGGGGCAGCAUUUUUUGCCACUGGAAAGAGGGGGAACGGUGACUCUAAGAAGCUGUUUUCACCACGAAAAUCUCUCCAAUUUGUUAACAAUACCACAGAAAGCAAGAAGCAGGACAAUCUUCUCACAAAUACCAAAAUGUGCUUAUCUUCUGAAAGUAAAGCAGCUAAAACUGGCAGGAAAGAAAACCAAGCAGAUGCAUCCUCAAAAGAAAAUCUUGAUAUUAAGGAUAAGAAGACACUAACAUGUAAUAAAAGUCAUAUUAAGGACCCUUUGUGUGAAGUGAAAUCAUUGCCAAAUUCUGGGCUUCUUCAAAUUUCUCCGUCUGGUUCCUUGGAGUCCCCAGCUCAGAAAGAAACUGAUGCCAGGAAAGAGGUUUUGGACGAUAUCUCAAAGAAACCAUCUGACAAUACAAACAAUUAUAAGAUUGCCUCUUCCAACAAUGUCCAUUCUUUAUUCAGAACAUUUUCCAGCAACAAAAAAAGUCUACAGACUCUUCCAGAUGAACAACCAUCAUCACAUGUGGAACCAAGUCCAGUAAAGCAGAAGUCUCCCUCCAUACUAAAAAUCAACAAGAAGGCAAAAGUAUUGUCCAAAGGCUUGAAGGAUCAAAUGAUCAUUGAUGCUGGUCAAAAACAUAUUGGUGCCACCAUCUGCAAAUCAUGUGGCAUGGUUUAUUCAGCUGCCAACCCAGAGGAUGAAGCACAUCAUGUCCAGUAUCAUCAAAGAUUUAUUGAGGGAAUAAAAUAUACAAGCUGGAAGAAUGAACAUGUAGUUGCAGAAUACUGGGAUGGAAAAAUUAUCUUGAUUCUACAGAAUGAUCCAAAAUAUGUUAUCAAAAAGGCUGAUGACAUACGCAAACUUGUAGACAAUGAACUUGGUUUCAAACAUGUGGUACAGACUCAUCCAUCACAGACUAAAACAUAUUUGUUUGUAUCCAAUGAAAAAAAGAUAGUUGGCUGCUUAAUUGCUGAGCCAGUCAAACAGGCUUUCCGAGUGCUUUCAGAGCCCGCAACAGUGGGAUCCCCUACUAAAAACAGCCUAGAGCAUCAGCGUGCCUGGUGUUGUUCAACAAAGCCAGAAAAGGUCUACUGCGGGAUUAGCCGAAUCUGGGUAUUCAGCCUGAUGCAGAGGAAGCACAUUGCUAGCCGUCUGGUGGAUGUGAUGAGGCAAACUUUUUUAUUUGGCUGUUACCUAAGCAUCAAUGAAAUCGCCUUUUCAGAUCCAACACCAGAUGGGAAACUAUUUGCAGCAAAAUAUUGCCAAGUACCCAACUUCCUUGUUUAUAAUUUCAUUAGUUAAGACUAGAUUUGUACAAAUGCAAAGUAGAGUUAAUGAGCCCAUCUCUUUCAGCAAGGACUAUUUUAUAAAAUGUGGUUAGGGCAUUGUUUUCUGCUUUAAUGUGUUAAAGUAAAUUUGAGUUAGUAGCAUACCAGGUAUGUAUUUGGUAUGUGAAUUGUUUAAAAAGUUAAUUCUGAAAGUUAAAUUCCAAAAUUGGUGUUAGAAUGUGUAAGAAAAUAACUCCUAAUUGCUCUAGGUCUUUUUUGUACUACCUUCAGUGUAUUCUAGCAAAUAUACUGAUUUCUUUCAGACUGAGGAGAUUUAGUAAAAGAAACUCAUGCUGAGACUGAAUAAGCAGGGUUGAAAAAUGUAUUAAGCUAUCUGUUAAUUUCCAGCACUUUUUAGCAGUGAUUAUAUUGGCUAUGGCUGUUCAGCAACAUCUAGAAUAAUUUUUUUAUAGGAGGAAAUAAACUGUAAGAGGUAUUGUAAUGCUGCUAUGAACUAAAAUUUUAAAAUUAUUUUUGCACCUGUUCAUGGAAGCACAUUAUCGAAACUAGCUUUUGAAGCUUUGAAAGUGUUGGCGGCGACUGCAGAAGUUGCAUAGACUAUGUCUGACAACAACUGCAAUUUUGCACUAAACAUUGUUGGAUCAAGUCUGUUCAAAUAAAUAUUUUUCUGUAUUAAGCAUUCUUUGAUAUGUAUCUGCAAUAGUAAAUGUUUGUUUACAAAAUGUAUAUACUGUUCCAAUCAAUCAUCUCUAGUUAACCAUAAACAGAGGACCUGCUAGUUCCUCUUUUGAGUCUUUCAUGAUCAAAUGUUCUCUUUAUGCACAUUUGAUCAUAAAAUAACCUGUCUGCUACCACACAGAAAUGAGUAAAUUGUGCAAUCUAUACAUACAAACUUA
Molecule: messenger RNA, 2916 nt
Organism: Crotalus tigris (Tiger rattlesnake)
Lineage: Eukaryota; Metazoa; Chordata; Lepidosauria; Squamata; Viperidae
Gene: ESCO2
Product: establishment of sister chromatid cohesion N-acetyltransferase 2
Exons: 11
Coding region: 105-2033 (642 amino acids)
Biological process (GO): mitotic sister chromatid cohesion
Cellular component (GO): chromatin; nucleus
Molecular function (GO): protein-lysine-acetyltransferase activity
Source: RefSeq, a predicted model, not a curated record